Molecule: messenger RNA, 7770 nt
Organism: Leptidea sinapis
Lineage: Eukaryota; Metazoa; Arthropoda; Insecta; Lepidoptera; Pieridae
Gene: Shc
Product: SHC-transforming protein 1
Exons: 9
Coding region: 304-1551 (415 amino acids)
Biological process (GO): intracellular signal transduction; cell surface receptor protein tyrosine kinase signaling pathway
Cellular component (GO): plasma membrane
Molecular function (GO): receptor tyrosine kinase binding
Source: RefSeq, a predicted model, not a curated record
AAUUUUUCCCGAUAAGUUGUUGAAGUAAAGUAGUAUUAUUAUGUUAUUUAAUUAGGUAUCUUUCGGUAAAUUAAUUUAAAAAAUUACUCUUAUGAUUUUUAUUUGGAUAUUUGAUACUUCAAAAUAUUCGACACGAUUGUAGUAAUUGUAAUAGCUUUUUAGUAUUUAUGAUUGUGAUGACGACCUAACAACAAUUUGAAUCACAAUGUAGUGUAGUGUAUGAGGAAGUAUGAGUGUGGUGCGGACUUACAGAUAGGUGUUCAUUUUAAAAUUCAAUAAAUCGUAGGAUUACUCAUAAUCAAAAUGGCAGAAAAUGGACCAUUUGUCGCAAAGCCGGCGAGAGGAUGGCUACAUCCAGAUUCUGUGUUAGCUAGCGAUGGCAUAACUUACGCAGUGCGGUACAUAGGAUCUAUGGAAAUUCUUACCUCUAUGAAAAAGCUGGAUUUUGAGACGAGGUCGCAAGUUGCCAAAGAGUGUAUUGCAAGGGUAUGUGCUGCCGCUGGUUUAAGAUCAGCAGACAAGAAGCGACGGGUCAGUCAAGCAGCAGCGUGUGCCCUGGCUCCAAGACCCAGGAUGUCCCAUUCUGGUUCCAAUGUUGCCCUAACUGUGUCUUCUCGAGCCAUCACAUUAGCUGCACUUGAAGGUGGAGAAACCAUUGCAAGGCAUGACAUGCCUAGGGUAUCUUUUGCAUCUGGUGGAGAUCAGGAUUCUUUAGACUUUGUGGCUUAUGUUGCCAAGUCCGCACCACCCACUGAGUGGAGAGCUUGUUAUGUGCUGGAGUGUGGAGGCAGGCUUGCACAGGAUGUUAUAGCCACUAUUGGACAAGCCUUUGAGCUUAGAUUUAAAGAAUUUCUAACCAAACCCAAUUCAUUAAAUAUAAACGGCUCCCACCCCCCGAGCUCGGAGGCGGGCGACGUGUCCUCGUUCGAGUACCGCGAGUACUACAACGACAUGCCUGACAAGAUCCCUCCCGACCUCGCGCGGCCCGUGACACACCACAGACAUCCACCGCCGCCCCCGCUCGCCUCUCUACCACCAAUCUCUUCCUGCGAGGAGAGCGUCCGUCACUACGUCAACCAGACCCCUCCUCCGCGCACUCCGCCCACCGCGUUGCUACCCAACCAGCACACAGACAUCUUCGACAUGCAACCAUUCACUGCGGCACCGAUGACGUCAUCUGCGGCUGUCGCCCCUCCGGUUGAGUGUGAGCAGCCCCCGGCGGCGGGUGGACAAGGUGCCUUAUUGGCGCGGGAACCUUGGUUCCAUGGAGUUAUAUCCCGAAGCGCUGCUGAGAGGCUGGUGGUGGAAGAUGGAGAGUUCCUGGUGCGGGAGUCAAGCGCGUGCCCCGGCCAGUUCGUGCUGACGGGCGCCAGGAAGGGACAGCACAAACAUUUGCUGUUGGUCGACCCCAAUGGCGUGGUCCGAACAAAAGAUCGCGUGUUCGACAGCGUGCCUCACCUCAUCAAGUACCACUGCACCAACGAGCUGCCCAUCGUGUCUGCGGACUCUGCUCUGCUGCUGCGGAAACCGGUGCCUCGACCCGCCUCCUGAGCCCCUCCUCUCUGACGUCACCAACCCGAGCCUCUAUCAUUUUGAGCUCAGGGUCUGAUGUCACCAACCAUGAAACUUUUUUAAAUAAGUGUUGGAACGGGCAAUCUAACCCGUUAACAAUCAUUUCUAUCUUAUCAGCCCAAUACAUUGGCAAUAUCCGAUAAAACUCCACAUUACAGAACAAGUGAACUGUUAUUUUGCAACAUUACUCCUCUGGACGAAGACUGUUUAUUACUAUACAGUAGUUCUUAUACUAGUUAGUGACUACUGAACCCUGAUUUCACCAAUUCGUGUGCAAACCUAUCCUCUGACCCCAGUAAGAGAUUAGGAGCUCGUGUUAGCAAUGAAUGAGUCACUUAGUCAAUCCAUAAUAUGACUUCAAAACUACAACCAAAAGAGUAUUCGACUGGAGUAAGGAUAUGAAAGUAAAGUAAAAAUACAAUCUUAGGUGUGGACAUCGCUUCAAGGUGAAUUUUGUCUAUACCUGCGCAUUAAUUCGCAAACCGCUCAAGAUCAGUGCUAGAACCAAUGCGAAUUUAUUUUAUUCAAUUUACGUCUCCUUAUGGUUCCAUAACAUAUAACUUCAUUAAUGUUUUAAUUAAUUAUAAACAUUUACUGUCACACCAUUAUAAUGACAUAAUAUUACUGUUAGUACAUUAAGGUAAAUAAUAUUAUAUAAAUAAAUUGUAUGUUAGUAGUUAAAAUCGACUUAUAAUCGAUAUUUUUUGUAAAAUUGUAGAUUGUAAUUAUUGUAAAUAUCUUAUAAACAAUUUGUAAUCUCAGUGCAGUACCAUAUAGGACCAAUAUGAUAGCAUUUACAUAUAAAUUAAUUAAGCUAUAUCCAAAUUAUAAGGUGAUAUGUUGUUAAUUAUCCAAAUAAUUAUAAAUUAUAAGGUGUCUGUCCACUACCCCAUGACGCAUGCCUAUAUUACUUUAAAUCUGAGUAUACUAUCUGUGAAGGUUAUUAUAAAAUAAUCUGAUCAUAGAAAUCGGUAAUAAACUUUCUUGUAUAAAAUGUUGUAAUAUAUUCAAUUUUAAGAUCGUAAACAUAAUAUGAAUUUUUUCAUCUCGCACGUCUAAGAACUGAGUUUGUACUAUACAUUUUAUAAAUUCUUUUCUCUCAAUGUAUCCUCGGAGGGUGUGGAGUGAGCUUCCUUGUGCGGUGUUUCCAGGACGCUAUAUCAUACCUACCUUAAAAAAAAGUGCGUAGACAUUUUUAAAAACCCGGUAACGAUCAUGUGAUUCCUCUGGUGUUGCGAGGUAAUGUGGGCGGCGGUUAUCACUUAACAUGAACCCGUACUCUCGUUUGUCCUCUCUUGCAUAAAAAACCACUCAAAAUGUAUGCACCUCGGCAAUGUUCUACUCAAUAUUUCUUUCAUGUGUGACGGAAACUGCAUUCUAAUGUGCAUGUAUAAGUCUGUGUUCUGAUCAACUUAAUUUCCUGGUACUCAAUGCCACAAACUGAAUUCCACCUAACCUGGAUGUAUGAUAUUAAUCCCCAAGUUCUCAAGGUAUAUCCUUCCUCUAAUGACUACAACGAUGCGAGAUCACUACGUAAAAAGUUCCGAGUACAGGAGUAAAGGACGGCAACAUAAUUAUAAAUUAUGUACAUAAUUUCUUUGAAACAUUUUCAAUCAAGUGACCACGGUCAAAAAUCGAGCCGUACUCUGUAAAUAAACCGUAAUUAAAGAGUCAUUUUGACUAGAUGACUGUGUAGAAUCACCAGAUAUUUAUAGUAUUAGUUGUAAUCCCACGUUCUUAUUAUAAUAUUGCAUUAUUGAAACAAAACAUCUGAUAGGAUCUCAGUACGAUAUGUGAUAGUGGGCGAACACCUUUAUGAUAAUAAGUAUACUGUAUAAAAUGUUAGCGUUAUUUGUAAAUUUUUGCUAUUGUGUAUUAUGUAUUAAGUACACCACUUUCUUUAAACGACCUAAAAGUUUAAUUGUAGAUGAUCGUGAUGUAGGCUUAUUUAACUUUAAUAAACAACAAAAUCGUUUUUUUUUUAUUAAUUGUCACAAAAAAUAUAUUUGGAUACUUUAUAUUUGUAGGUAAUAUUAUAAAUAGAUUAGUGUAAGCUUGCGAAAGUUAUAAACGAUUGUAUUUAAUCGAAAGUGUGAUACUAAUACAAGCCGUACGUACGUAUCUUGAGCGGUGUCGUGUUGAAUACGCCAAAUGUAAAAAUAUAAUGUUAAGUGUGGACAUCGCUUGUAGUCUACAAUCGGGAUUCGCAGCCAGUUAAUGUGUAAUGUAAAAUCGUUGUACUUUUGGCUGUACCUGCGUGUUAAUUCGCACACCGCUCAAGAUCAGUGCUAGAACCUAUGCGAAUUUAUAUUAUUCAUGUUUCAUCGCCUUAUGGUUCCAUAACAUAUAACUUCAUACUGUUUUAAUUAAUUAUAAACAUUUACUGUCACACCAUUAUAAUAUAAUAUUACUGUUAGUACCUUAAGGUAAAUAAUAUUAAAUAAAUUGUAUGUAGAAAGAAUACUUUAGUUAGAAUCGACUUAUAAUCGACAUUUUUUUGUAAAAUUGUAGAAUGUAAUUAUUGUAAAUAUCUAAUAAGCAGAGGGUAAUCUCAGUACAGUACCAUAUAGGACCAAUAUGAUAGCAUUUACAUAUAAAUUAAUUAAGCUAUUUCCAAAUUAUAAGGUGUCUGUCCACUACCCCAUGACGCAUGCCUAUAUUACGUAAAGGCUGUUUGUUUUAAAAUACAAUCUGACUAUAAUAGUUGAAUAUAAAGUAAAAUAUAAGUUGCUAUAUAAAGGUAUAUAUAGUUUAAUAUUUAUUAUUUGUAAGAAUUCAUCAAUUAUUGUCAAUCUUGGAGGGAAAAUGUUGAUAUAUUAGAUAUUACAGAUUACAGGAGUAAAGCAACAAUCGAUAUAUUAUAUAUUAUUAUCGAAACUGCACUACUCUUGUGUAUGUGCGCCCGCUUCGUUACAAGAUUUAGCGAUGUGUGUGCAGUGUGAUAUAUCUAUGUUUGUGUUUGAACGAAAGUAUACGUGCUAUUUUGAUACUAAAAAAAUUGUGGCGUAAGAUUUACUGACAAAUAAAUCUUAAAUAUUCCUAAGGAAAAGGAAUUGGAUACUAAAGUAAAUCGUUUGAGUACAUUCAGUACACCACUAAAAUAUAAUAAGUACAGGGCAGAGUAACUACAGUGUUGAUGUUACAUCCCCGAUAUGAUGGUUGAAUACGUGUAUCUCGAGUUCAGCUGCUGUACUGUUCACGCAAUAAGGCUGAGAUCUAUAGUGUACUACGUACUCAGAUUUUAGUUCAGUUGAGUUGAAGGUUGGCAUUAAGGCUUAGCUUGAUAUUAAGCCGAGCUUUUAAGCUCAACGCAAAGCACCUUAAGGUAAGACAACCCAAUGCAAAAGCCAAGUUCACGUUUUUAUCACACUCAGCUAACACUCACACUAAAUCACACUUAUGAAUGUACGAGCAUAUUGUGUUGGAUCACACAGCUCGCAAUGUUUAAUUUUUAUUCUGAAGUAUUAGCAAUUAUUGCUGUAGCCUUAGACAAAAUUAAUUGGGACAAAUAAAAUACAAACAUAAAUAUAUUAAAAUGGAGAAUAAAUACAGUAUUUGCUAUAUGCAGCGAUGUGAAAAAAUCGUCUUGUUCCUUCCGACUUCUUCCAUUAAGUACGUUAUGAAUGCGAUCACGGUACGACAUGCGAUAGUGGACGAACACCUUAAUACAUUAAAUACACCAGAGAGUGUUUUGUAUAGAAUAUGAGCGUAAUUCAACGAUUUUUAGUAUAUACCCGUUUUUAGCAUUUAAUCUUGUAGCUGUCGUUAUUAUUAAAAUGAAACUUACUGUGACGUAAAAGCUUAAUUGUAGUCGUUGUAUAGGAUUAUUAAACUUGGACAACACUAUCUUGUCUUCUUACUACUUGUACAUAUUCUUAUAUAAACAAAGUAUUUUAGGCUACUCGAUACAAUGUGCUGUUCGUAAUCUAAUAUAUAAAAUUCUCGUGUCAUGGUGUUAAACAUUGAACUCCUCCGAAACGGCUUGAACGAUUCUCAUGAAAUUUUGAGUACAUAUUGGGUAGGUCUGAGAAUCGGACAACAUCUAUUUUGCAUCCCCCUAAAUGUUAAGGAUGGUCCACACGAAUUUUUAUUUUUUUGAUAUUUUUUUUAAUUUGUUUGAUUAUGAGUCAGCAUUAAAAAAUACAUACAACUUCAAAUUUUCACUCAUCUACGAUCAACAGUUACUUUUGUAUCGCGAUUUUAAUAUCGGCAAUACAACGUUUGCUGGGUCAACUAGUAUUGUUAUAUAAGCUUAAUGAUAUACUAUUAGGUAUUAUUACUUAGUGGAAGCUUCCGAAAGUUAUAAACGAUUGUAUUUUAUAAAAUUUUUGAAACGAACACAGUCUCCAGCACGUAUCUUAUAGUGUGAGUGGUAGGUACCAUUAACAAAAUUUAUUAAUGACCCACUUUGUUGAUAAUUCUUUUAUAAUCAUAACAAACAGUAAGGUUUAUAUUUGCACAAAAAAUAUUGUAUGACAAUUAGAAUAAGGAUGUCUAAAGAAGUUGUGCCAAUAAGAAAGAAACGUUUAACUCGCAAUAUUCAUGUAUUAUUCAUUCCAUUGCUGUAUUUUAUGUGCUUUUGCUAUGUUUGUGUGUAACUAUAGGUGCUACUUUAUUACUUAAAAUUUAAAUAUUAGUGAUCUAAGGAGAGAUUUACUGGAAAAUAGGACUUGAUGAAAUACUAAAUGCUUAAAACUUAGAAACCUUUAGGUUUAUUUCUAUAUUAAAUGACUUCCAUCUAUCUGACAUAUUAUAUACAUACAGGGCAGAAUAUGUUAAUUUCCUACAGCCUGGACAUAGUGGCGGGCUUCGUAUCAAAUCGGCCAAUCUUAUCAAAUCUUUCAUGCAAGCUCUCUUAUUCUUGUUUCCCUACCGAAUCCGCUUUCGAGGUUAAAAGUUGUCUUAUGACAUGUCGUUUAAUACUUAAGUUAAUAAGGGCGCGGAAUUUGCAGCUUUCCCUGAGGCGUAUUUACUAUUUAGUGUAAAGUGAAAAGAAAACAUGUGUACUUAUGUAUGCACGCAAGAAGUUACUUCUUUGGCCUAACAAAGCAAAAAUCCUUAAAAUUAUUUAUUCCUCCUGCUAUUCUACGUUUGUAGAAAGAACAAUGUUGAAAAAAUCGGUGCAAUUAUUGUUUUGACAAUUAAUUAUUAAAUAACGAAUACGGCUGUAUGGGCUUGAACCCUUUGCCUGUCCUAAUAAUGGAUGAAGAAAGCAAAAAAAGUAACGAAUGUCGCAAACGUCAGAAAAUUUUAGGAACCAACUUCACCCUGUUACUUUUGUGUUACAGUGAUGCACGCGCAUCUUUAAAUUUCACUCUCACCAUUUUUUCAUAACGCGUCUAAAGAAGUGUAACUUCAAAAUAUGCAAGAAAAGGAGAAUCUGCACGAAAGAUUAUUUGAAGAAUCGUAACAAUUCAAAUUCGAAUUGAUCGAAACAAAAUGCCCAUGUUGUAAUUUUAUCUUCUGCCAUAAACAAAAAAAAAUUGUAAACAACUGAAUUAUCGAAUGUUUGACAUUUGUAAUCGGUAUUAUUAGUCGUUAAUUGUUUCAGAAUCUUUUAGAGGAUUCAUAUUUUGGGUGUAGAUAAAGUCUUGUAUGCAACUGUUGAUAAUUAGGUAUUAAAACACUCAUGUGAUACUAUUAUCACACUCGGCUUCGCCUCGUGAGAUAAAUCCACAUUCGUGUUUUAAUACCCCUUAUUACACAACAGUUGCAUAAAUAACUAAUGCACGGUGACGAAUGGACACACCUGUACAACUAAAUUGAUGUUAACAGUCUUUACUUACCGGUAGUGCAUAUAUUUGUAGUAAAUGUCUUGGUGUACUAGUACUCAAGUAAAAUAUGUGGUCUGGUUGGGAGAGGGGAUAUGCCAAGAUUGAUUGCACUUAUUACAAUUAAUAUAUCAACUAUCUUUUAGAUGUAAUGUGUAUGUAUAGCUUCACUUUAAAUUGAUAAUAAUAUAUUAUGAAAUACAUACUCAGAAAUAUAUUCCGUCUUCAUUCAAAAUGUUGUGAAUUGAUUAUGUAUCGAGCGACCUCAUUGAUGAUAAUUGAUUAUGUAUCAUACUGCUUUUACUGAACUUAUUUUACAUUCUAAUAGAUGCUUGUCUUAAACGUUGCUAUAUAUUACUAUAAUUUUAUUUAGUGAGCAUUUAUAUCAUGUGAUUAUAGAAAUAAUGAAUAUAAUUGAUAUACUGAA